AUGGAAGGUGUGCCUCCCCGUUGUCCUCGCGGCCCCAGACCCCUUCCAAUGGGCUGGCUUAUGAUUCCCCCGGUUGGAACCUACGCCGCUCGAUGAGAACCGGGAGUCAGCGCUACAUGUUUGACCAGGAGGAGGUUCACCCUUUACUGAUGCAUGAGCGUCGCUCAGGCUCUCAGCGCAGUGAGCGCACCAAGCUGCUCCGAAGGACAGUCAGUGUGCCGGUGGAGGGGAGAAAUCAGCACCCUGAGAUAGAGCACGCUCGCGCUCGCAGGAAGAGCAUUGCCACUGCCAGACAGCCAAGCAUGGAAACCCCUCCCACUGCCCCCCCACAACCCUUCAGACAACAAAGCUUCCUCAGUCGAAAGUUGAAGGGCUCCAUCAAAAGGGCAAAGAGCCAGCCCAAGCUGGAUCGAACCAGCAGCUUCCGCCACAUGAUUCUACCCCGUUUCCGUAGUGCUGAUCAGGAGAGGACACGUCUAAUGCAGAGCUUCAAGGAGUCCCACUCUCAUGAGUCCCUGCUUUCCCCUAGCAGUGCAGCGGAGGCUCUGGACCUCACGCUGGAUGAAGAUGCUGUCAUCAAACCUGUCCACUCCAGCAUAUUGGGCCAGGAGUACUGCUUUGAGGUGACCACCAUUUCAGGGACAAAAUGCUUUGCCUGCCGCUCGGCUGCAGAGAGAGACAAAUGGAUUGAGAAUCUACAGAGAGCUGUCAAGCCCAACAAGGACAAUAGUCGAAGGGUGGACAAUGUGCUUAAGCUAUGGAUCAUUGAGGCCAGGGACCUUCCUCCUAAGAAGCGGUACUAUUGUGAGCUGUGUCUGGAUGACAUGCUGUAUGCGCGCACCACCAGCAAGCCCCGCACGGACACUGUCUUCUGGGGCGAGCACUUUGAGUUCAACAACUUGCCUGCCAUUCGUAGCCUACGCCUGCACCUUUACAAGGAGACAGACAAAAAGCGACGCAAGGAGAAGAGCACGUACCUCGGCCUGGUCACUAUCCCCAUAUCGAGCAUCACAGGCAGGCAGUUUGUGGAGCAGUGGUACCCGGUGAUCCAGCCCAAUGCUUUGGCUAAGGGUGGCGGUGUAGGCGGUGGCAAGGUCAUCAAUGCCUCAAUUCGCCUCAAGUCCCGCUACCAGACCAUGAGUAUCCUACCCAUGGAGCUGUACAAGGAGUUCGCUGAGUACAUCACCAAUAACUACCGUACGCUGUGUGCCGUGCUGGAGCCUCUGCUCAGUGUCAAAAGCAAAGAGGAGGUGGCGUUCGCGCUGGUGCACAUUCUCCAGAGCACGGGCAAGGCCAAGGACUUCCUGUCAGACAUGGCAAUGUGCGAGGUGGAUAGAUUCAUGGAACGAGAGCAUCUGAUCUUUCGAGAGAACACCCUUGCUACUAAAGCCAUAGAGGAGUACCUCAAAUUGAUAGGGCACCGGUACCUCAAGGAUGCCAUAGGAGAGUUCAUUCGAGCUUUAUACGAGUCAGAGGAGAAUUGUGAAGUGGAUCCCAUGCGUACUCCACCGUCUGUCCUGGCCGACCACCAAGCCAAUCUUCGCAUGUGCUGCGAGCUGGCACUCUGCAAGAUUGUCAACUCUCAUUGUGUGUUUCCGCGGGAGCUGAAGGACGUCUUUGCCUCCUGGAGGGUCCGGUGUGCCGAGCGGGGAAGGGAGGACAUCGCAGACCGCCUCAUCAGCUCCUCCCUCUUUCUACGCUUCCUGUGUCCCGCCAUCAUGUCGCCCUCUCUCUUCAACCUCACCCAGGAGUACCCCGGAGAGCGGACAUCCCGCACACUUACCCUCAUCGCCAAGGUGGUGCAGAACCUGGCCAGCUUCUCCAAGUUUAGUGGCAAAGAGGACCACAUGUGUUUCAUGAACGAGUUUUUGGAGAUGGAGUGGGGCUCCAUGCAGCAGUUCCUGUACGAGAUCUCCAACAUGGACACGGGGAGCAACGCCGGGGGCUUUGAGGGCUACAUCGACCUGGGCAGGGAGCUGUCAGUGCUCCACAGCCUGCUGUGGGAAGUCAUGGCCCAACUGAGCAAGUAUUUUCCUUUUGAAUCCAUGAAUGGAAGUGAACGAGUGCACACUUUGGGAGAAAGGACAGAAUUUGGGAUAAACAGUCACAUCUUUUCAUUACGCCUUGUCUCCCAGGAUGCUAUUCUGAAGCUUGGUCCCUUGCCACGUCUGCUGAAUGACAUCAGUGUAGCCUUGAGGAACCCCCAGCUCCACCGGCAGGCCAGCCACCAGCCAGACAGGCAGCAGGACAGGCUCAUCACACGGCCCUCCUUCAACCGCCUGGUAUCAUCCGAUUUCCAGAGCCUCAUGAUGCGGGACCUCAACAGCUCAAUAGACAUCUCCCGUCUCCCUUCCCCAACCGCGGGAUUAUCUGGGAGUGGUGUCCUCUCGUCUCAUGUAAGCAUGGGAAGCUUUGCGGAACGAGACCCCCACGGCUCAAAGGACGUUUUCUACGUGACCCGCCCCCCCCUGGCUCGGUCCAGCCCUGCAUACUGCACCAGCAGUUCUGAUAUCACUGACCCAGACCCAAAGGACUCACGCAUGAAUAGCAUCUCCAACCUCCAUUCAGUGGGUGAUAUGCUCAACUCCUCCCAGGCCUCUAUAGCAGGCUUGGGCCACAGUUUCGGGAACCUGGGCGGUCCGCUUCGCAUGGGAGGCCAUAUGUCCGCCGGUGGCUCUGGGAGCUCCGGCUUGAGGCUAAGCCAGAUGGGGGGACCCCUUCACCACAUGGGGGGUCCCACUGACUCUCUCUCCCAGCAGCAGCAACAUGCGGCAGCCGCCAUGCACUUCCCCCUCUCCUUCCAGAAUCCCCUCUUCCAUCUGGCUGCCGACGGCCCACGGGGUCAGCCCCACAGUCGUCCUCAGGCCCAGCCACCUCCCCCUCCACUCUUGUUGGCCCCAGAGCUUGACAAUGCCCACCACCAACAGGGCUACAUGCGGGCAUUCGGCCACGGCGGCUUCUCGCGUAGCGAGGACCUUUCGGCCCUGCGGCCACAGAGCAGUCUGGUGCAGCCCAGUGUUGUCCACUCACACAGCUACAGUGACGACUACACACGGCAAAACCAGAACGCUGAAUACGCCCGGCGCCAGCUUUCGCUGCAAGUGCAGGAGAAUCUUCAGCAGCAGAUUCUUAUGGGCAUGACCCCUCAGACGGCCACAGGCACGGCCACUCCCCCCUCCACCGUGCACCCUGUCCGUCAUGGCUCCAUAGCACCGCCUCCCCCGCAGCGCCUCAAAUCCCAGCUGUCCAUCAGCCCCGGGGCCACCUCCACCCCUCCCAAGGCCCGCCCCCAGAGCAGGAACCUCCUUCUCCAGUCACCCGACUCCAGCUUUGGCGGCAGGCAGCCCUCGCAACAGCAACAACAGCAGCAGUUGUCCGUCAAACAGUCUGACAGCCCAGCCCCUGGGCUCCCGCACCAGUCAAGCUCUGCCAGAGAUGGCCAGGGGGCGCCACAAGGGGGGAACGGAGAGACCACAGACACCCCGACUAAGAGCACAAAGCAGCCUCAGACCACAGACACCCCAACUAAGAGCACCAAGCAGCCUCAGCCGCAGUCCCAGCAGCAGCAUCCACAGCAGCACCUGCUCAAGCCUACAGUCAAUAAACAGGCUUCUCAGUCCCCCUCCACCCUGACCCCCAACGAGCGCACUGUGGCUUGGGUGUCCAACAUGCCACACCUCUCUGCCGACAUCGAAAUAUUGCGUAGCUCAUCGAACCUUGAGGACCUCAAGCUGAAGGAGUACUCUAAGAGCAUGGACGAGUCACGCAUGGAUAGGGUAAAGGAAUAUGAGGAGGAGAUCCAUUCCCUGAAGGAGCGUCUGAUAAUGUCCCAUCGGAAGCUGGAGGAGUAUGAGCGCAGAAUGCUUUCACAGGAGCAGCAGACCAGCAAGAUCCUAUCACAGUACCAGAGCCGGCUGGACGACAGCGAGCGCAUGCUGAGGCAGCAGCAGCUGGAGAAGGACAGUCAAAUCAAAGGCAUUAUCAACAGGCUCAUGGCUGUGGAGGAUGAGUUGAGAGUGAGUGCCAUUCCUGAAAUCAAGCCCAGAAUGUUCAGAGAGCAGGAAGAGGACUCUUCCUCUCUGGGUUCAGCAGACCCCCAUGGUCUCCCCGGAGGGGGGGGGGGGCAGCCACCACCACUGCCAGGCCCGGGGUCUCCUUUUCGGGUGUCUCCUGUGCCAACUCCCCUUGGAAAGGAGCCCUCCCUCCCCUCCCACCUCCCCGCCUACACGUCAGCCACAAUGGGGAACUCCAUGGCAACCGAGCCUACCCCUCGACUACUACCAUGGUUACGCCAGCCAGGAGCACGGCAUCUUGGACCUCGGCAACAGCAGCAUCAGAUCUGA
Salvelinus namaycush (lake trout) is the source of this 4343-nucleotide messenger RNA. RefSeq names its product ras/Rap GTPase-activating protein SynGAP-like. Gene Ontology annotation, biological process: regulation of GTPase activity. The coding region runs from base 93 to 4343 and encodes 1416 amino acids. Lineage: Eukaryota; Metazoa; Chordata; Actinopteri; Salmoniformes; Salmonidae. The transcript is spliced from 20 exons. The record is from RefSeq and is a predicted model, not a curated record.